AUGUUUGCUCUAAGACGUUGUCCCAAGCAUGGUCUUCCUGGUCUUUGUCGACUUUAUACUAUCAGUACUGCGCUACAUGACGCUGUCGAUCGUUUACCACAUAAAGAAGCAUUACGUAGUGUAAAACAGGACGUACAAUGGAGUUAUACCGAGUUACAAUCACGUGUUGACGAACUUGCCAAUGGAUUCCUGGAUCUCGGCUUUCAACCAAAGGAUACGCUUGCUCUGUGGCUACAGCCUCAUAGUAUCGAGAAUAUUGUGACACAAUUAGCAGCUGCACGUGCAGGUCUAACACUUGCUGUCAUGGAACCACAAAUUGCACGAGCUCAGGACGUGGCAUUGAUUCUACAAGACUCGCAUGCGAGUGGAAUCAUGUUUGAACCCAUUCAACAUGGACGGAAUCAGAUGGAGGUUAUUCAAGGAUUAUUCCCUGAAUUAGCUACCUUUCGAGAGGAGAUGAAGGUCUUUCGUCCAAAAGCUUUUCGUCAUUUACAUAGUGUAAUCACAACAAGUUGGGAACCAGUUGAAGGAAUGAUUAAUCUCAGUGGGAUGAUGGUAAAUAGUCCAGAACCCUACGCAAUGAAGACUGUGGCCAAGACUUUGGAUGAAAAGACGCCGUUUGCUGUUGUAUACUCAAAUGUGGAAGGUCAGAAUCCAAAGAAAAGUGCCGUACUUACCCAUGGUGACGUAUUGAAGCGUGCAGAGACACUUGCAAAGAGCUUGAAACUGACUGCGACGGACAAGAUUUUACUAACGGGUGAACAGACUGGUUUAUCUCUUGGCCCAUUUGCUGCCAUUAGCCAGAACGCGCAGAUCGUGUUGCCGUCGACGGAGUUUAGCGAGGACGCUCUACACGAGGCAAUUGAGGUGGAACAUUGCAGUGUUGUAGGCAGUGGACUUGACAACUUCAAGCGCGUGUAA
This is a messenger RNA of Peronospora belbahrii, 921 nucleotides long. Lineage: Eukaryota; Oomycota; Peronosporomycetes; Peronosporales; Peronosporaceae. The record is from the annotation of a GenBank genome assembly.